GGAAAUUCCGAAGGUAAGCAUAAUGGCUGUUAUUGGUGGGGUGACGGACUUCACUGCCGAUGUGUUUGAUUUCUUUGAUACGCCACGGAACGAGGAUAAUCACAUUCAAGAGAACACAAAGCCAGGAAAGGCAACAGGUAAACCUGGCAAAGAACCACCAAAACCACCCAAACAUGACGUUUUUCGUGCACAAAAGAAUAAGGCAAGGAACAGCAGGCGAUCACAUGGAAAUUCUGAUUCGUCUCAUUCGAGUGACAGUGACACGAGUGAUAUCGAGACAGAUUCUGUUGUUAGUUACAAAAGUGCAGAACGAGUGAAGAACGACAGAUCGAGCCCGGCAGUGGUGGUAAAGGGAGAGACUUACAGCGACGACAGCUUUACGGACAGCUCCAGUGCUUAUUCAGACGAAUCGACAGAUGAUGAGGAGGACAUUAUAGAAACAGAGCGAGAGAGAUUCAGGCAGAGGAACGAAUCAAAAGAGUCUAAAUCUAACAGACCUUCGGAUUUACAGGUACACAAAACACCUGUACAUGAGACGGAUUCAUCCAAGGAGGCAUGGUCAUCCGGUGGAAUUCACAAGGUAGAAAUACAUCCACAAAGGUCUGAUGUGGAGGAUGAGGAUGAUCGUGUAUCCAACAGACCCAGACCUAAGAGUUCAAAACCGAGAAGUCAAGGAAACAAUGAGCGUUUAUUCCGUGAAAGAUCAAAGUCUGGUUCAGAUAGUGAAAUGACUGACGUUUCCCCAUUGCCAUCACCUAAACACUCCCCUCGCUCACAUAAUGGACAUGAUAAUGUGCAAUAUGAUGAUGUACCUAAUAUAAAACUAGAAAAUAAGCAGUUGGAUCUCAGUGUUCUCAUGGAUGCUGUUCAGGAAAUAGAACGAGAGCAACAAAGACGAGAGAGACUAAAAAUAAACUCACGCAGGGUAAUGUUUGCACCUCCCAAGGCUCGGCAAACACCUGAACAUGGAAACUUUACAUAUGAUCAAGAUCGUGCUAAAACCAUAGAGAAAGAAAACCAGAGACUCUUGAAAGAAAUUAUGAAGCAUGUGGGUCCAAAGAAGAAACAACCUCAACGGGUAGCAGCAGAGCCAUUUGUUCAAAGACUGACACCCUCUGCAGUGAACAGGAAGAGGGAUCAGCGUCGCAUUGAGUCAGAAAAUUUGCAAAUGCUAAAGCGCCUCCAGUCAACUCAGUCAACACGUGGAAUGUCUCGCAAUGAACAGCUUAGUGAUUACAAACGCACCGUCUUGUACGGGGUUCCUGUGGCAGCUGUCCAACCAUAUGAGGGCACCAUGGGUCAGCGCACACGCAGCCUUACCAGUGUCUUCAGCAGUACCACAAACUCCACCAUGCGCAGUAAGAGGUCAAGGCCUGGAAGUGCUAAGUCCACAACAAGCACCCUCCGUCCAGGCAGUGCGAAGUCCAUUAAUAGUUUACGACCGGGCAGCGCAAAGUCAGUGCGCUCAAUGUGCAGCAGUAAUCAUCUGAGGAGCAGUAAAUCUGUAGAUACUCGUCCUGCUUGGAAUGACAGAUUUUCUUAUACUUGAUCUGGUGUCUAGAGUGUGGUUCGUCACUGCAUUUCUGUGCUGCACCCUGCAUAGUCCUUCAUAUUAAGCCUUAGUGCUUUAGUAGUAGUUAUGUACUUGUAAGGUAAUCAAGGUAAAUGUACAUGCUUGAUAUUAGCUGGAAAACACAGGCUUUGUACCUGUCAGAAAGGUCAAGGUCUGGCAGCCUCUAAACAACACAACAGGCAUGUAUGUUUACCUGCCAGAAAGGUGAAGGUCAGACUGGCAGCUGUAAUUAUAAAUAGCACAACAGGCAUGUAUGUUUACCUGCCAGAAAGGUGAAGGUCAGACUGGCAGCUGUAAUUAUAAAUAGCACAACAGGCAUGUGUGUUCACCUGCCAGAAAGGUGAAGGUCAGACUGGUAGCUGUAAUUAUAAAUAGCACAACAGGCAUGUAUGUUUACUUGCCAGAAAGGUGAAGGUCAGACUGGCAGUCUGUAAACAACACAUCAGGCAUGUAUGCUGACUUGCCAGAAAGGUGAAGGUCAGACUGUCAGUCUGUAAACAACACAACAGGCAUGUAUGUUUACUUGCCAGAAAGGUGAAGGUCAGACAGGCAGCUGGCUAGCAAUACUUGUCAGUUAUUGUGUUUAGAUACCUUGACCUCCAGAUGGGAUAUCAAGGUCAAUGAUAAGGUUAGGAAUACUUAAUAAAGAUCAAUUAACAAGAACUAGUGUAAGGUCUGACCAAAUCAUGUUUCUGUUCAUUUUUUUCAACAGUGAGAGGUUUGUGAUAGAUUAAACUUCAUUCAUAGAUCAUUCAAUGAAACAUUGGUAAAUAUAUCUGUCCACCAAACCUUUCCCUUAAUACACUGAAUCCAAGUGUCCUUUAUUGUGAACUAUGGAAGAAUAUCUGUAGUGUUAUUUGUAUUAGUCAUUGGAAUGAUUGUGUGUUAUUUUAAUUUCCUAUUAAGUUUUGAAUAUAAACUAGAAUGGAUGAGGUGAUACAUAUAACAUGUAUUCCUUGAAAUCUCAAUAAUUUGGCAGAUUCCAUGAUGAUCCAGUCUUGAAAGUAAAUCAGUUGUUAUGUUGGGUGUAAGUUUUGAUUGAUGUUGAUGGUUUAGCUGUAAGCUGCCAUGUGUAAUUUUUGAUGUUUUUCAUGGUGAGACAUUUGCAUUACUUUGUAACAUAAGGUUUACAAGUGGUGUAGGUGGUGCAAGGAUUUCAUGGUUAGUCACCCACAGUGAGAUGUUCACCGAUUUGUAAAUUGUUACAAAUAUUCACCACGUCGAUAUGGCAGUGAACAAAAUGAAUUCUUGAACACAGUAAAGGUUGAUAUGUUUUGUGACCGGAAACAAUGUGUUUAAUGGUGAUAUUUGAUGUAAAAUAUGAUUAGGUGUACAGGUAUUAGUAGUAUGUGAUAUUGAGUUGCAUAUUUAGGAAUAAUUUAUGUUGUCCUUAAAAGUGCUUAGUAAUUGUAUCAUAAAUAGCACUCAUCCUUGUAAGUACACCCCUGGUCAUACACCCCUGGUCACCCCUGGUCAUACACCCCUGGUCGUACAUUCCUGGAUCACACGUCAGUGGGUAAUAUGCCCCUGGGUAAUACACACAUGCGUAAUAUGCCCCUGGGUCAUACACUCCACGAUCAUACACCCCUGGGUCAUACAUCUGUUGGUAAUAUGCCCCUGGGUCAUACACCCAUGGGUCAUACACCCCUGGGUCAUACACCCCUGGGUCAUACACCCGUGGGUAAUAUGCCCCUGGGUCAUACACUCCACGAUCAUACACCCCUGGGUCAUACAUCUGUUGGUAAUAUACCCCUGGUUCAUACACCCCUGGGUCAUACACCCAUGGGUAAUAUGCCCCGGGGUCAUACACUCCGCGAUCAUACACCCGUGGGUAAUAUGCCCCUGGGUCAUACACUCCAAGAUCAUACACCCCUGGGUCAUACAUCUGUUGGUAAUAUACCCCUGGUUCAUACACCCCUGGGUCAUACACCCGUGGGUAAUAUGCCCCUGGGUCAUACACUCCACGAUCAUACACCCCUGGGUCAUACAUCUGUUGGUAAUACACCCCUGGUUCAUACACCCCUGGUUCAUACACCCCUGGGUCAUACACCCGUGGGUAAUAUGCCCCUGGGUCAUACACUCCACGAUCAUACAGCCGUGGGUGAUUUGCUCCUGUAUCAUACACUGCACGAUCAUACACCCAUGGGUAAUAUGCUCCUAGGUCAUACAUCUGUAGUCAUACACCCGUGGGUUAUAAACCCCAGUCUGUCUUUACUAGUACAUUAUAUAAUUUCUGUACAGAUAAUUAUGAUUUUGAUACGAGAAGCUGUUGAAUCUCCAUUAUUUAUCAUAAAGACUUGCUCAAGUGUAUAGACAUCAACAUCUCAGUCCUAGGUUUACUAUUGAUGGUGUGUGAAUUAAGUCAAAUACUGACUAAAGGUUGAAAUUUUAUAUUUCUUUGGUCAGAUAUUUCAAUAUGAUAUGACUUAAGUCAAAGUGAAGGACAAAUCUGUCUCAUGAUAUUUAAAUCUUCCUUCCUCAUCAAUCAUACUGUUCACAGAUGUAGGAGACGUCCUACCUAUAUAUAUUUUCUAUGUACUAUGAUUUACACCAGUUUCCAUAUUUGUGUAUGUGUAUUUCCAUGUAUAUAUAGAUGAUGAUUUACAAAGGGUUUUGUUGCCUCUGUAUAUUUGAUACUGAAUUCAAUGUGACCAUGUUUUAUGGCAGAGAUCAGUUUAGGCACAUUGAUUGUAAGUAGGUUUUUUUAUGUAGUCAUUAGCAAAAUAUCAUAUGGAAUUAAGCAUUGAAAGGUGAAAUUUUCAUUUGUCAAAUGUUUGUAGAUGAUGUUUGUAGGUAAAUAUUGUAUAUGUAGUUGCAUUAUCUUGUGUUGUUGUCACUACCUUCAAUGUAAUGUGUCAUACCGCAACAUCUUUUCCUGUCUUUAAACAAAAAUUUUCCAAACCAUUUAUAUGAUCCAAGCAAAACCCUGUAUAUGACAUUAUCAGUGGUUGUAGUUUCAGUAAACCACACACAACCCUGUAUAUGACAUUAUCAGUGGUUGUAGUUUCAGUAAACCACACACAACCCUGUAUAUGACAUUAUCAGUGGUUGUAGUUUCAGUAAACCACACAUAACCCUGUAUAUGACAUUAUCAGUGGUUGUAGUUUCAGUAAGCCACACACAACCUGGUGUAUGACAUUAUCAGUGGUUGUAGUUUCAGUAAACCACACACAACCUGGUGUAUGACAUUAUCAGUGGUUGUAGUUUCAGUAAGCCAAACACAACCCUGUAUAUGACAUUAUCAGUGGUUGUAGUUUCAGUAAGACACACACAACCCUGUAUAUGACAUUAUCAGUGGUUGUAGUUUCAGUAAGACACACACAACCUUGUGUAUGACAUUAUCAGUGGUUGUAGUUUCAGUAAGACACACACAACCCUGUAUAUGACAUUAUCAGUGGUUGUAGUUUCAGUAAGCCACACACAACCCUGUAUAUGACAUUAUCAGUGGUUGUAGUUUCAGUAAGCCACACACAACCCUGUAUAUGACAUUAUCAGUGGUUGUAGUUUCAGUAAACCACACACAACCCUGUAUAUGACAUUAUCAGUGGUUGUAGUUUCAGUAAACCACACACAACCUUGUGUAUGACAUUAUCAGUGGUUGUAGUUUCAGUAAACCACACACAACCUUGUGUAUGACAUUAUCAGUGGUUGUAGUUUCAGUAAGCCACACACAACCUUGUAUAUGACAUUAUCAGUGGUUGUAGUUUCAGUAAGACACACACAACCUUGUGUAUGACAUUAUCAGUGGUUGUAGUUUCAGUAAGACACACACAACCUUGUGUAUGACAUUAUCAGUGGUUGUAGUUUCAGUAAGCCACACACAACCCUGUAUAUGACAUUAUCAGUGGUUGUAGUUUCAGUAAGCCACACACA
Ylistrum balloti is the source of this 5446-nucleotide messenger RNA. Its product is annotated as cilia- and flagella-associated protein 97-like. The record is from RefSeq and is a predicted model, not a curated record. Gene Ontology annotation, biological process: spermatogenesis. NCBI's taxonomy places the organism in Eukaryota, Metazoa, Mollusca, Bivalvia, Pectinida, Pectinidae. Bases 23 to 1549 code for a protein of 508 amino acids. The transcript has 2 exons.